UUUUUAGAAUAUGAUUAGUUUCACUAAUAAUUGAAAAUGAGGUGAAAAUGGCAACGUCGCUCAACGGUGAUACGCUAACACCUUUGUUGUUACUCGUUUGAACCAAAAACCGUUACAAUAAAAAACCGACAUUUCGCCACCACCAAUGGAGACUUUCGAUUUUAAAUGUAAUGGCAUAAUAUUGUUUUAAAUAUUCCGUUCCGUUUAAAAUAUUAAUUUGAACUGUACAUCGUUUAGUUAGAACACCGUUCAUUUUCUACUGGUUUGUGUAUUGUGAAAUGUGAAUUAUUGGCUUUGAUUUUCUCGUAUUUCGUGUGUUAUUUUACAAAUCAAAAUGUCGUCUAUGAUGUUUGGAUCGCCAUUGUUGAAAGAUGAUCCAGAUUCUAACAAAAUUCAAAUAAUUCUGGAUGAGCUUCAUACAUAUUCACAGAAUGAGAUCAUGAAAGUGAAGAAAAAUUUGGACAUCAUUUAUGGUGCUUAUUCUGAAGAAAAAACGAAUGGAAUAAACCAAAUACAUGAACACUUGAUGAACCAUAUUACCGCUUUCUUUGACGAUGUAGUUUUAGAAUCUAACAAGGACAAACAAAAUAUUAUAAAAGAAAUUGAAGAUUUAUUGGUCGAAAAAGAUAUUUUGGAAAAGGAACUUCAGAUGAGCAUUCCUAUUGAUGAUCAUAAUGAUGCUACACCCUUGAUUGAUGUUCAAAUAAAUAUUGAUAAAGCAUUGAAGGGAUGUAGAAAAAUAAAAGAAGAACGUAUGAAAGAGUUAAAAAGACUUCAAGAUGAAGAAAUAAAAGUAUGCAACGUAUUGGGCGAGCAACCAAAAUUUGCGGGCAUUAAAAGUAUGCCCUCUGCAACACAAUUAGAUACUAUUAAACAUCAUUUGGUAGAUUUGAAAAAUACACAGAUUAAACGUCGAGAUAUCUUUGUGGAGCAUAAAGCUAUUGUAGAAUCAUUAAUGGAAUCGUUAGAAGAAACGGCAAUACUGAGUUUUGAUAAAUUGGUUUUGGGUAAUCCGAGCCAGUUUAUAUUAUCUAAGUCAAAUUUAGAUGAACUUCAGAAAUUAAUAAAACGUCUCGAAGAACAGACAGAAAAUCAAAAAUGUGUGUCUAUGGAAUUACGUACAAAACUAAGUUCUUUGUGGGAUAGGCUACAAAUUGAUGUAACCUACAGAGAACAAUUUGUCAGUAACAAAAAAGGUUUCGGCAAGAGAGUAAUACAAGAGUUAAAAGCUGAAGUUGAGAGAUGUGAGACGCUCAAAAAAGAAAACAUCAAACAAUUUAUUGAAAAUCUUCGUUCUGAACUUAAUGACUUAUGGGAUAAAUGUCAUUAUGGUGAGCAUCAAAGGAAAGAAUGCCAAAUAUAUUAUAGCCCUGAAUACAAUGAAGAUGUUAUGGACUUAUUAGAUUUGGAAGUAGAAGCAGCUAAGAAAUUUUAUAAUGAUAACAAAGAGAUUUAUUACUUAAUCGAAGAACGAGAUAAAUUAUGGACUAAAAUGGUCAUGAUGCAAGAACAAGCUAACGACCCCGCUCGCUUGUGGCAAAAUAGAGGUGGCCAACUAUUAAAAGAAGAAAAAGAACGAAAGCUUAUUCAAAAAGAAUUGCCAAAAGUGGACAAACAACUUCGUGGCUUAAUACAGUUUUAUGAACAGAAAAAUGGUUGUAAUUUCUUGUAUAAAGACAAAAGACUGUUGGACAUAAUUGAAACACAGUGGGUUGAAAUGAAAAACACUAAAAAAACACCACAGUAUACAAAGCCUAAAACUCAAAUGUUCAAUAAAGUUCAAACGCCACAAGCUUUGGCUAACAACAAAAGAAAGAUAGUCACAACAUCUGGAAGCCACGCAUCUAAGGUCCGUAAAAUCGGCGUGGACCAUAAAGCCGUGAUAACACCCAGAAGGGAGUUGUUUUCUAAAAACACAAAUGUUGCUACACUGGUACCAUUAAACUCGACCAAGUUAAAUGAUAUUAAUUUAACUACAAACCAACCGUGUAUGACAUUUCAGCGAGGAUCCAAUGAUGAAAAUGUGUCUGUAGAAUCCUAUGCGACCUUUCAGGAACACCUUGAAAACCCAAAACAAAUGUUGUUAAGUCCGACUUCAAAGCAUAUCCUGAAAGAGUCAAACGCCCGAUAUACUCCUCGAAAACCAUUUGCGAAAACUCCUGUAAAAGGAUCAAAAUUACCACUACCAUCCACGCCAAAAACUCCAUUACGAACGACUCCUGGGAGAGCUGUCAAUCCUCGUACAGUUACCAAGCUUACUCGAACUAUAAAUAACAAAUUACCGAUUAUAUUUUAACUUAUUUCUUUUAUAUUUCAUAUAACCAUCUGUUCUUUAGUUUCGGUUUUAACAAAUUACCAGGGUUUUUGUAUGUAUUUUUAAUUUUUUAUCAAUAUGAUUUCGUUAAGGUUGUUCUUUUUUGUGUAUUUGAUUUCUGCAUAAUAACGUAGGUUGUUAAAUGUGUAUAUUGAUAAAAUUUUAUAUCAUGAGACUUAUCACUAAUGUUCCAUCAACCAUUCUUUGUAUUUUGUUCUAUUGUGAAUUUAUUGUUUAAUUGUUUUUAUUAUAAAUACAUCUUGUAAGUUUAAUAUUGGACAUUUCACUAAUAAUACUUAUUUUUAUAAAAAUAUAAUAUGUUGUCUCGUGUCAGAUUUUGUUUUUCGAGUAACAAAAAUUCAAAGCACUCAAAUACGCAAUAAUUUUUUUUUAGGUUUUACUGUAACUAUAAUAUGUUUAUUUUUAAUUUUUUUUUUUUAUGAAAUGUAUCUUAAUUAUUUAAAGUUGUAGUAUUUAUUAAAAUUAAUAAAAAAAACUUAACAGUAUUAUUAAUAUUUUUAUAAUCAUAACAUGUAAAAUGUUAGUAAACUGUAUAUAAGAUUAUCACCUGAUUUUAUAUUAUAUUUAUAUAUUAAGAUUAUACUGAGUUUUAAAAUAAAAAAGAGAAUUAGUUGUUA
Molecule: messenger RNA, 2952 nt
Organism: Adelges cooleyi (spruce gall adelgid)
Lineage: Eukaryota; Metazoa; Arthropoda; Insecta; Hemiptera; Adelgidae
Product: protein regulator of cytokinesis 1-like
Exons: 14
Coding region: 335-2296 (653 amino acids)
Biological process (GO): mitotic spindle midzone assembly; microtubule cytoskeleton organization
Cellular component (GO): mitotic spindle midzone; spindle; cytoplasm
Molecular function (GO): microtubule binding
Source: RefSeq, a predicted model, not a curated record